AUGCGCCGUGUGACUGCAUUGUCGUUGCCCGCCGCCGUUGUUAUUGGUGCCGCGGGCACUGUUCGCUUCUGUAGUGCCGCGGCCACUGCCUCCGCCGCGCCAUCGACGCCGCCGCCGCCGAUCUCGACACCGGGGCAGACACUCAUUCGCAACAUGCGGCCGCGGGAGCUGAUGCAGGAGCUCGACAAUUAUAUCAUUGGCCAGAACGACGCGAAGAAGGCGGUAGCAGUGGCGCUGCGCAAUCGCUGGCGACGCCAUCAAGUGGAACCGGAGAUACGAGAGGAAAUUGCACCAAAAAAUAUUCUCAUGAUAGGCCCGACAGGCGUUGGAAAGACGGAAAUUGCUCGGCGUUUGGCAAAGCUUGUGGAUGCACCCUUUGUGAAGGUGGAGGCGACCAAGUUUACAGAGGUGGGUUUUCACGGCCGAGAUGUUGAGAGCAUCAUUGAGGACCUCUACAAGGCGUCUCUGACGCAAACAAAGCACAAUCUCAUGCGGCAAAAUGAGGCUGUGGCUCGACAGAAGGCCGAAGAUCGUAUUUUGAAGGCAUUGGCAGGUGUGUCGGAUGGGUUUCGCGAGCACCUUCGCUCCGGUGCUCUGGACGACAUCGAGGUGAUGGUGGAGCUGCAGGAAAAGGCCCCCAAGCCAAAGACGGCGGCAGGUGAAGGCGUUUUUAUUGCCAUUGACCUCCCCGGUGCGUUGGGGGCUGCGCAGACUCGGACCGUGAAGAAGAUCCUAAAGAUUAAGGACGCCCUUCCUGCUGUACAGCAAGAGGAGCUUGAGAAGCUGGUUGACACGGAGGAUGUCUCUGCGGAGGCGUUGCGGGCGUGUGAAGAGGACGGCAUUGUGGUCAUUGACGAAAUCGACAAGAUUGUCACGGCCUCUGGGGGGCACAAGGGGCACCAGGCCUCUGCGGAGGGUGUUCAGCAGGACCUGCUCCCACUUGUUGAGGGCACAACCGUCUCAACCAAGUUUAAUGUGCAGAUAAAGACGGAUAAAAUUCUCUUUAUCUGUAGUGGUGCGUUUCAUAGCGUAAAACCCUCCGACAUGUUGGCAGAGCUUCAAGGGCGUCUCCCCAUUCGUGUGGAGCUGAAGCCACUUACCUGCGAGGACUUUCACCGCAUCAUAACAGAGCCAAAGUACAACCUUGUCAAGCAGCACAUUGCCAUGAUGGAAACGGAAGGAGUCAAACUUGUCUUUACGGAUGACGCCCUCUGGGAGAUCGCCAAUGUUGCCGCUCACAUCAACUCCACUGUGCAGAACAUCGGAGCACGUCGACUCAUCACGAUUACAGAGAAAGUUGUUGAAGAAAUCAGCUUCGAUGGACCUGACAGGAAGGGUGAGACGUUUGUCAUUGACGCGGCGUACGUGAAAAAGUCCGUAGAAAACAUGGUGAAGAAGGUGGAUAUCAAGAAGUUCCUGCUUUAG
Molecule: messenger RNA, 1425 nt
Organism: Trypanosoma rangeli
Lineage: Eukaryota; Euglenozoa; Kinetoplastea; Trypanosomatida; Trypanosomatidae
Product: putative heat shock protein HslVU, ATPase subunit HslU
Exons: 1
Coding region: 1-1425 (474 amino acids)
Cellular component (GO): HslUV protease complex
Molecular function (GO): ATP binding; peptidase activity; ATP hydrolysis activity
Source: RefSeq, a predicted model, not a curated record